AUGGAGGAAAAUAUUCGGACACCGCAUCUCCCUCCAGAGAUACUCCACAAUAUCCUCAAGCUGCUGGACGGCUACAAUAAAUCUCUCUUGAAUGCAACACUAGUCAGCAAAGAAUGGUUUGAACCUGCCACCGAUAUACUCUGGCGAGAUCCACCUCCGGAAGCAUUAGCCACAGUACCUCACAAACGUCGACAAUUCUAUGCCAGCAAGAUCCUCUCGCUUUACUUCAGGAGCGUCAAUGAAAGCAAAUACCAUAAUCAGUACAAGAACUUGAAGUUUCACAGACUCAAGUGCAUUGGUCUUGAUAAAGUACGUUUGCGCAAAAACCAAAAACUGUACCUCUCACAAUACAUUGGUCCAUGUCUGGAAUCAUUCAGCUACUGGGGUGGCCAUCCAUGCGAAGAUGCUCUGGGAUACCUGGAGACCGAAGCUACUCGGUUACAUGAUCUCCACCUGAUGGAACCUCUCGAGUUACAGGUAGAUGCCGAAAAGCUGAAGACAUUCCUCACCAAGCGCACAUCUCUCAGAAACCUCGAGUUGGGUAGCGGCUGGCAGUUUUCUCUCCCGACAAAAGUUCUUGCACACAUCUUGACACUGGAUCACCUGGAAAGACUGGACAUUGCGCAUUUCUUGACGGGCAACACAGUACAAGAAGUGUUUGCUCCGCCGAACGCGUUCAUAAAUCUACGCAUACUUCAUAUUCGACUCUAUUCGAAAUCUAUCGGAUUGUUGUCUGCCGCUGCUACAUCUGUCCAUACGCUAUUCCUCGAGGUCUAUGACUCGGAACAUGAUGCGUUCCAAGCACUUGAGCCCAUGAAGAAUUUGCGUCACCUCGAGGUCGAGUUUCACAAUACACUGCGAGGAAUAGACUUUUCGGAAGAGAGCGCUGAAUCGCUGGGAACACUUCAAGGACUUGAGAUGCUUCUCAUACGCACUUGGACCAAAGGAAAGGCAUACUACAAUAAUAUCGAGGCUCUUUGGAUGGCGGAUGAGCAUUUCGCCGACUUGAUGUCAAAUCUGCCGAAGCUCAAAAGUUUGGUAUUCCAAGUCGAGUCUAGCAUCACGCUCAAGUCCAUCACUUCUUUGAGCCAGACACAUCCCGAGAUGUACUGUUGCGAUGUGUAUGGUGUUCUCGACCUCGACGACUGGGCAGAAUCCGGGCCACCAGUAUUCCCGGAGCUGAGACGAUUUGCCAUAGAUGCACCAAACUUGCGAGGGCGCACGAGAGCCUCGAGUACUUCUCUAUCAGCAAAAGCGAAUCGUAUCGUCGACCUCCUUCUACGACAGCUUCCUAUGCUAGAACAACUGUGCUUCCACGACUACGAACGAAAUGUGCUGGCCGAUUCCGUACUCGAGAAAUUCGCCACACGCGUGGGAGGACAUUUCAACGAGACAAAAGCAGCAGCAUUCCGUCCAUGGAGCUGGAUGGAAAAGAACCGUAAACGCUUGGUGGUAUGUUAUACGUACACUAUUUGCUCAUUAAGCUGA
This is a messenger RNA of Aureobasidium namibiae CBS 147.97, 1488 nucleotides long. RefSeq lists its product as uncharacterized. Gene Ontology annotation, molecular function: protein binding. Bases 1 to 1488 code for a protein of 495 amino acids. The record is from RefSeq and is a predicted model, not a curated record. NCBI's taxonomy places the organism in Eukaryota, Fungi, Ascomycota, Dothideomycetes, Dothideales, Saccotheciaceae. The transcript is spliced from 2 exons.